Caenorhabditis angaria is the source of this 1647-nucleotide messenger RNA. The record is from the annotation of a GenBank genome assembly. NCBI's taxonomy places the organism in Eukaryota, Metazoa, Nematoda, Chromadorea, Rhabditida, Rhabditidae.
AUGAGAAGGUAAUGUUUUGAAUCCUGGAAAAUUGAUCCAAAAAAAUUUCAGAAAAAUGCGCCAAGUAACCGAAUUUUUUUGCAAUGGCAUCGCUCUCGAAAUGCAAAGAGAUCAAUCAAAAAAUGGGCGAAAUGAUAUUUAUUUCUGGGUUCCAUAUAAAAGAGAACAAGUGUUGUUCAUGGAAGAAAUGAGGUUGGAAUUUUUAAAAAAUAUUUUCUAAAUUACGAUUUUUCAGAGGUAAUAUUCCAAAAAUAAAAUAUUCCGGAACUUGGGUGUCAUUCUCAUUGAAUAGUUCUUAUCGAAUGGAUGAAUUCAGUGAUGUUCAAUUUGUCAAUGAUGUUUUUCCAACAAGAUUUUUUGCGAAUAGAUGUGAAGUUAAAGUGUCUGUGAAUUUCGAUAAAAAUACAUGGAAACAAGGAUGUUAUCCAGAGAUGAUGAGUCAACAAUGUGCUGGAAUUGUGGUUGAUUUAACUGGCACACUGGGUAAGAUUAUUAUGAGCUCUAAUAUCAUGAGCUCUGAUAUUUUCUCAGAAAAAUAUGGGAUGCUGAAAUCGUUUCACGGUGAAGCUUGGGUUCAUUAUUUUCCGCAUGAAAGAGGAAUUCGAUUUGUUUUAUCAGAAAAACAAGAACAUUGGGAUGAGGAAGCUGAAAAUGAUGUAUUUAGAAGUCGAGGAAGAUCAAGAACACCUAGGAAUAAUGGAAAUUAUGGUAAUUCGACGGAUUUAAAUAGGAGAGAAAGAUCGAGACCAUCAAGAGAAGAAGAAUUUGAGGAUAGGUAAGUUUUUGAGUACAUAUUUAGAACAAAUAUUGUAUUAAUCGAUUUUUAAGUGAUUUGAGAAAAUCAAGAUCAGUGAGCAGAAAACCGAGUCAUCAACCAGCAGAAGAAAAUGAUUCCGAUGAUUCAUGGGAUCAGGAAGCGAAUAGAAGAUCGAGAAUAAGAGAAUAUUCAAGACCACCAAUGAGAUCACCUGAAAGAUCAAAUUAUCGAGAUAAUUUUGAUCGUAGAAGAAAAAGAUCAAGACCUAGAGAAGAUUUUGAUAUUGUUGAUCAAAGAAAUCGAGAAUAUGAAAGAAGAUCGAGAGAAACAUCGAGACCUCCAAUGAAACAUGAAAAUGAAAGGGAAAAAUCAAGACCCCGUGAAGAUUUUGAUAUUGUUGAUCAGAGAAAUCGAGAAUAUGAACGAAGAUCGAGAGAAACUUCAAGACCACCUUCGAGAAAAAGAGAUGAUACAAGUAGUAUUCCAUCAACAUCUCGAAGUUAUAAUGAUGAUCUAUCAAAAGUUCAGACGAAUUUGAAAAAAUUGAAGACAAGAUAUGAAUAUUUGACUGCAAAUAAUAUGCCGAUUCCUGAAAAAUUGAGAGAAGAUCUUGGAAAUGCGAUUGCAGAAGAGAUUCGAUUGAAGAAAAACAAUCAGGAUCUGGAUGAUAGAAAAUCGGGAUCAUCAAGAGUUGAAGUGAAUGAAGAAGAUCUACAAAAAUAUAAAGAGGUUAGUCUGAAAUUAAAAUUAAAAUUAGAAAUUUCAAUUAUAUUUUUUAGCUCGUCGUAAUGUUCCGUGAAAUGUUGUCUUCUCAAGAAGUUUGUGAAGAAAUGCGAAGAUUUGAUGAAAUUGCAAUGGAUAAUAUUAAUCAACUACUUUUUGAUUUGUAA